Messenger RNA from Racocetra fulgida, 454 nucleotides. Lineage: Eukaryota; Fungi; Glomeromycota; Glomeromycetes; Diversisporales; Gigasporaceae. The record is from the annotation of a GenBank genome assembly.
AUGAAUUCUGAACCAGAUUCAGAUUAUAAUUAUGAAGAUUUUGAAUACAACGAUUAUAAUUAUGAAGAUUAUAUUCUAUAUAGCGAAUUACUAUCUUCAACAAAUACUAGUUCACCAUCUCCAGCAUUAGAAAUAAAUACUAGUUCACCAUCAUCAAUAUCUGAAACAAGCACUAUUUUAACAUCAGAGACAACAAAUAUAAUUUCAUCAAAAAAGCCAUCACCUUUGUGGCAAUACUUUUAUUUUAAAUCUGACAAACCAAAUAACCUAAUUUGUGAUAAAUGUAAGUUUGAAUUUUUAGAUAAAUCUGGAAACUCAACUUUGAAAAAACAUUUAAGUAGCCAAUAUAACAUUAUAGUUCCACGAGUUAAAACUCAUCAAUCAAAGUUAAUAUUUACCUGUAAAGAUCCAUGGCCCGAAAAGCAAAAAAAAGAACGUAAUAUAGCUUUAAUUA